Ornithodoros turicata is the source of this 1963-nucleotide messenger RNA. Its product is annotated as putative nuclease HARBI1. The coding region runs from base 885 to 1508 and encodes 207 amino acids. NCBI's taxonomy places the organism in Eukaryota, Metazoa, Arthropoda, Arachnida, Ixodida, Argasidae. The transcript is spliced from 7 exons. The record is from RefSeq and is a predicted model, not a curated record.
UCCAUGGAGUGCUUCACCAAUGAGGAAUAAAUCAUCGCCGCUAAGCGCUUGCGUGCUAUUCAUGAUGCUCCCGUAAGGGGGCGUUCACACGGGCCGAUUUUCAGCACCAACUCGGACCAACUCGAAGCAACGUCUUUGGACCAACUUCCAGACGGUACCGUCUCCGCGUUCACACGUACCAACUCAUUAGCUCCGCCCAAAACCAACCUUGCCGCAGCUUACUUCGCGAGAAAAGCACAACUGUGUUAAAAAGUAUUUAUUGGUAUGUUUCUACGGCGUAACUUUUGCAAAACAAUUAUUCCUUAGCUACAUCUGCACAGUUCGUAAUCAAUGCAAUUUAAUGUAAGCAAGUAAGUCAGGAACUAAAUCCCAUCGCCAUCGGCAGUUUGUUGCAUGUGAUCGUUUCCAUUCGCAAGUGCUCUACCUGUGCCUGUUCAAUCAGCUGCGCCUUUUAUAUUGUAUCAAAGUUCGGUUCUACAUUGUAUGUUUGGUUAAUAGUUGUCCGUAAUUUUCAACCGCGUGUUUGUGUGACCGUCGUUUUCUUUGUGCAGUGUACAUACUUUUGAUUGAAGUGUUCAGUGUGUGGUUUUGUGUGGGAUUUUGUAACCAUGAAUACGUCUUCGCGAAAGCGUAAAGCAGCUGCCCUAAUUGUUGCCAUGCUGCCUGACCUUGUGGCUGAAGGCAACAGAACUGUGCAAAAAAAGAAGAGGCCGUAGGUGAAGGCAGUAGCACAGGCCCGUCCACAAGUAGGCGCGCAGAGCAGUCUGCUUCCUAUUCUUCGCCUGAGCGAUGGAGACUUUAGAGGCUACCUUCGGAUCAGCACGGAUGAUUUCGAGGAUCUGGUGUCCGGUAUCCGCGAGGCUGUUGAGUGCCAAGACACACUGAUGAGAAGUGCGUUAACCGUGGAAGAGCAACUCACGAUCACGCUCCGCUGCCUAGCAACAGGAGAGUCGUUCCACUCCCUCCACUACCAGGAUUGUAUUUGGACAAGUAGAGUCCACAACAAGAUCAAGAGGGUCUGCACAGCACUGUGUAACUACCUGAUUCCCCGCUACAUGAGGCUGCCAUCUACCAGUGCACAGUGGGAGACAAUUGCAGACAGAUUCUUCUCUCUUUGGCACUUCCCCCACUGCAUCGGCGCUGUCGAUGGAAAACAUGUGAGGAUCAGGUGCCCCCCAAAGGCCGGGUCUUCAUUUUUUAACUAUAAGGGAUACCACAGCAUGGUGCUCAUGGCGCUCGUCGAUGCAGAUAAAAAGGCCAUCUUCGUGGAUGCCGGGGUCAUCGGAAGGUGUGACGACUCUGUGACCUUCCGUGGUACGGAACUAUUUCAGAAGCUCGAGAGUGGAGUGUGCAACAUCCCUGAACCUGUCCCACUCCCUGGCCAAAAUUAUCCAACUGCUUUCGUAGUGAUCGCGGACGCAGCCUUCUCAAUGAAAUACUACAUGUUGAGACCCUAUGCACAGAGAGAACUGCAAAGCAAAGCAAAUCGUGUGUACAAUUACAGAUAAUACUUGCAUGCUGUGCCCUACACAACUACGUGAGCCACAAGGGGAACCAAGGAGCGACAUCACAGUCAACUGGAGUUCUUGAAGACCUGUCAGGAUUUGGCACAAGGGCAUCGGAAAAUGCUCGAACAACAAGAGACAGGUUCAGGGAUUACUUUGUCAGCGAGCGAGGUUCCGUGUCGUGCCAACAGAAAUACCUAGAUGCACACCAAAAUGAUGUCCUUUUGCAAGGUAUCCAUACCACGCAGUUCUCCUGCAAUCUGCAUUCUAAAAUAAUAAUCUACAUCCCUUUCAACCUCCGGCUCAUUGAGGACUGAAAUCGCCUUGUUCAACAUAUCUUGUUGUGUAGCCACCCUCUUUGUCUGUUUUUUUUAAUUGUUGCUGGAGCUUGACGGAGGGCGUUUCCUUUUUGGAGGUGGCUCCAAGGGAUCUGUCUGAAUUUAUUAAAUUGUCAGCUA